AUGCAACCUUCACCACCACCUCAACCAAAAAAGAAAAAAGGAAAAAAACCGGCCCGACCCACUACCAACCAAGAAAGGGUCCCAUGGACAAAAGAAGAAGAAGAAAAGUUAGCGGAGGCAUGGGUGGCGGCUUCCGAAGAUCCAAUUGUAGGAGAUAGCCAGACGUACGGAAGUUUUUGGGAAAAAGUCCGAGCCAUUUUUUACGAGUUAAUGGAAAGUGAAGCUCGAAAUGCCGAUCAAAUUACGUCGAAAUGGCGAGAUAUUCGAUUAAAAUGCACCGAUUUUGGAAGAAUCUACAACAAUCUCCUAAACAUACGCAAAAGCGGCUCGAACGAUUUUGAUGUUUUCAAGGCGGCCAUGGACCAAUAUGAAAAAACAACGCCUACACGCAAAGUUUUUCCGUAUAUGAAGCCGUGGCUAAAAUUGAAAGACUCCCCAAAAUGGAAAGAGCAAACGGAAGGAAGUUCCCAAUCUUCCGGUUCAAAGCGUUCGAGAAACCCCGAUGGAGCUUCUCAACAAUCGGACGGCCGAACACACAUCGACAUCAACGACGAUCCGAUAGAUCUUGAAACCGACCAACCUCUUCCUCGGCCUGUUGGAAGAAAUAAAGCAAAAAAAGCGGCGUCAACAUCUUCGAAUUCUAGUGUUAUGGAUAUGUUCGGCGAUAAAUUUGAUCGAUAUGUGCAGCUUCAGGAAACGAAGGCCGAGGUGAUGACUCGGAUGGAACAAAAAAUGAUCGAAGCACAAACAUCAUUUCAAGAGGCACAAGAGACACUCCAAACAAAAACCGAUAUGGAAAUCUUGAAAAUGAAAGCGGACGACCUUGAGGGCGAAGACUUGGAACUUUUUCUAGCAAUGAAAGAGUCGGUUCGAGCCCGACGUAGGCGUAGGGGGUAG
Messenger RNA from Lactuca sativa (garden lettuce), 897 nucleotides. The record is from RefSeq and is a predicted model, not a curated record. NCBI's taxonomy places the organism in Eukaryota, Viridiplantae, Streptophyta, Magnoliopsida, Asterales, Asteraceae.